GACUCCUUUUUCGCUCCGUUAAUGGCGGCGGCCGAGGAGCGGGUAACGAGCGUGGAAAGUCGGAGCGGCCCGAUUCUGAGACUUUUUCUUGUGCUCCUAUUGCAGCUCUGAGGAACUGUUUGCGACACGAUCCCGGGAUCACAAAAUUCCCCAACGAACCCAUGGCCAGAAAGACUUCAUCCCGGAUCACUCAGAAGAGCAGGUGGAGAGGCUGCGGGUGUGUCGAGAGGAGCAAUGGCAGCUCCUGUCUGAAGAAAGAGUUGAACGACUAGGAAGCCUUUUAAAAGCAGAGUGGAAACCCCAGGACAGCAUCGUAGAACUGAAAUCCAACGCAGGGAAAUUCUGGCACACCAUGGGACACGUGGAAAAUGGGAAACAACUGCUGUACCCUGAGGAAGCACUAUACCUUCUCGAGUGUGGAUCCAUACAGAUAUAUUACAGAGAGCUGCCGCUAUCCAUUCAGGAAUCGUACGAGAUUUUACUGUCUGCCAGAACCAUUCCAUUGGAACAGUACCAGGUUUACAGCCACUUGAAAAGACUGGGUUAUGUUAUAAUGCGGUUCAAUGCCAGUACCGUUUUCAGUUCCUAUGAGCGAAAGCUACACUUGGAUUCUCCUCACAGUGACACAGAAAAGCACCAUCGCAAGAGGAAGCGGAGUCACAGCCAGCAUGGUGCCAGAUCCAAGAAAAGCCACUCUGACCUACCUGCAGAGACAGAGUCUAGCUGUAGUAUUACUGAGGGACAGCAGAAGGGCGAGGUCGAUCAGCAAGAAGCCACUAGCAAGGCGCUUGAGAAAGAUAUUGCUAAACCGGCUCUUGAGCCGCAACAAACCAAAGCAGACAAAUUGCAAGAGAGUGACAAAAGGCCUUCAGGCUUCAGUGGGCAACAGGCUGAGCUGGAGCGGAUGGACUGGUCUCAGCGAGUAUCCGGGAGCUCCAUCACAUCUUCCCCUGGGAGCCCACAAGAUGGUUCAGUACCCAUCAGAAAACCUCGGUGGGACUUCAGCAGGAUAAAAUUCCCUAAUGUUGGACGUGACUGCCCGCAGACCAAGCUCACAGCACUUGACCCAGUGCUCCUGCCACCGAACGUACUGGGCCGAGCCUCUGACGAAACUGCCUGGCAGCAGAAAAUAAACCUUAAGCAUGAAAAGUUGUCCAGGAGAGAGCGAGAGAAGAUGAAGAGAGAAAGCAGGUACAAAACAGAUGUCAAUAGGGACAAACGGGUGAGGCAGUGCACCAACUGGAAGGAAUACAAGGAGCUGCUCAGGUGGAAGCGUGCCAGGAAUAAAAAGUUGCCUGCCCACCUCUGGAAGGAUAAGGUGCAACCGCUUUUCAAACCGGGCCAAGUCUGCUCACCAGGAGAACUCCAGCAACACAUCUGCAUCAUGCAGUCUGCACACAUCUUGGAUAGAACUCCUUGGUUGCAGGAAGCCCCUGAGAAGAUCAGGAUCUCCUUUGAUGUGUACCAGGCUGAUACUGUGGCAGAAUUCCGUAAAACCCACCCCGGGAAACCCUUUUCAAGAAUGUGUGUUUGCAGCUUUGAUGGACCAGUGCCAGACCUGCGUGCUAUGAAGAAGCUAGCCUUUCAGAGUGGUGAAGUUCCUGUUGUGUUUGCUGUGGUGGAUAAUGGAGAUAUCUCCUUCUACACCUUUAAGGAAUUCAAACUGCCUGUGGAUGUCUACCCCUGACCUCGUUGGAGGCUUGGACAGCUGGCUGUUCCAUGUGCAUGCACUCUCAGGGAUAUUGUGGACACAGACUUUGGGGUCAGGAGGUGUUGGUUAUAAAUGAUUGUCAGAAGGGGUUUUCCUCUUUCUGCCAAUGUGCAGUAUUUAGUGGACUGAGCUAAUUGAGUAACAAGACUGUAGCUGAUAUUGCAAUCAUCGAUCAUGUAGAUGAGAACUUUCAAAACAACAUUUUAACCUCUCUGACAGCCUCUGUUCAAAUUAAGCUUCACAAGAAAACUCUAGAGUCCUUCCCCUUACUUCCUGCACAAAGAAAGCACAUUGUUAUACUCAAAAUUCUAAUUGGUACCAAGAAAAAACCAUUCGAGAUAUGGAAUUGGUUGCCUUCAGUUGACCAACCAAGGCUUUUUGCUCAAAAUGCCUAAUUUUAAGUGCAAAAUUAAUAUUUCUGCAAACUUGUCAGUCAGCCCUUCUGUUCCAUAUUACAGCCAAACUAUUGGAUAAUCCCGCUCCCUCCCUCUUGUGCAUAAAAACGUUUCCUGAAACUGUUCCAUUAUGUUUUUCCUAUCUGGGCAACAACAGGACGGCAACAACAACUUGUGUUUAUAUUGCACCUUUAACAAAAUAAAAGUUACCAAGGUGCUUCACAGGAGCAUUAUAAAACAAGAUAUUGUACACCAAGCCACAGACAGAUAUAUUAAGUCAGAUGAUCAACAGUUUGGUCGAAGAGGUAGGGUUUAAGGAGUAUCUUAAAGGAGGAAAGUGAGGUAGUGAAGUGGACAGGUAUAGAAUGUAGGGCAAUCUCCACAUUGUCAAAUUAUUUGUGUGCUGCAGGAUUUUCUAAGAGCAAUGCUGCUGUAACUUCUAAUAUAAUGAUUUUUUUAAUAACUAAAAUUUAGUGCAACUUUAUUGGCGAAGGUUUGAUAGCUACCGAAUAUCAACUCAGCAGGUCAGACACUUUGGGAUGGGGACAGGGAGUGAAGAGAAAGGGGAGAGAUCAACUGGAGUUUCUCUUUAACUGCUAUUUGUUUUUAUUGCUUUUUAAAUAUUAGUUUGAAUAUAAGUUUCACAUAAUUGGCAUUCUUUGAUUGAAAUAAAAUCAUGUACCAAUUUGUUACUUGAGGGGAUUUUUAGAAGUGAGUUUUUAAAAAAAUUAACUGGGAUAGAAGAAAGGUCAGAACAUAGAGAUUGCUUCUCAGGAAGCAAUAUUUUGUUUAAUAAAGACAACAGGUCGAAUGGAUGCUGCUGUGUAGUGAAAGAUCUGCAGCAACAGAGUUAUAGUUAUUUACUAAGCUCCCAUGCAUCAUACACUGUUCCAGGAUUCAUCAGCCUCUGUUUUCAUUUCUGCCUCAGCAAUUGUCUGAGACACCUCCACGCAUCAUGUUUCACUUGAUUAAAUCCUACAUAUGUUGACACUCACUGCAGAUUUGGCAUUUUGACCAGAUAAUGCGUGAGCAUGCUUUGAGUUCAUUGUUUCUCAGUUCAAUGUAUUUUAUUUGCAUUUUGCUAUUCAGUUACUGCAAUACAUAUAUCACAAAUUGCAAAAAUACAAUAAAUCUGUUAAUAAAGGAAAGACAA
Molecule: messenger RNA, 3259 nt
Organism: Carcharodon carcharias (great white shark)
Lineage: Eukaryota; Metazoa; Chordata; Chondrichthyes; Lamniformes; Lamnidae
Gene: tsen54
Product: TSEN54 tRNA splicing endonuclease subunit
Exons: 11
Coding region: 353-1687 (444 amino acids)
Biological process (GO): tRNA-type intron splice site recognition and cleavage
Cellular component (GO): tRNA-intron endonuclease complex
Source: RefSeq, a predicted model, not a curated record